UGGAACUUCCCGGAUGUUUGCCAUUCCAGGAAGUGGGUCCUAUGACAACAAUCCUGUGACAGGGUUGUGUGUUUUGGAUUGAGGAACGUAUUGCCCUGAAAAUCGCGCAAAAUGGAUUGAUCGUGUGAUCACAAGAAGAGCAUGGAGAAUGAUGAAUUUCCGCCAGCGGAUGGGGUGGAUAGGCGUCGGACUGUACUUGUUGGCCAGUGUCGCUGCAGUGUAUUAUAUAUUUGAGAUCAGCCAAACAUACAACCGACUUGCACUGGCACACGUAGAAAAGACUUCUGGAGCUCAGACAAAAUGGCCGGGAGAUGCUUCUUCUUCUUCUUCCCCUUCUUCAACCUCAUGGACAGUGACUCUGAAAACGAGACUUCUCCUUCUGCCCUUCUGGGUGUGGGCCACCAUUUUCCUCAUUCCCUACCUCCAGGUGUUUCUCUUUCUAUAUUCCUGCACAAGGGCAGACCCCAAGACUGUAGGAUACUGUAUUCUGCCCAUCUGCCUUGCUGUUCUCUGCAACCGUCACCAAACCUUUGCCAAGGCCUCCAAUCAGAUUAGCAGGCUGCAGUUGAUUGACACUUGAACUGUUAAAGAUGUGGUCCCACAUCAGAUCUUGGUGCCAUACAGUUGGGUGAUACAAAAGUGCAUUCAUAAAUAAGAUUAUUCGUUUUUAAGACUUGGCCCUGACUUUUGCUGUAGGAAUUAAAUGAGGACAGUGCUUGGGAUUAUUUUCUUAGAAUUUUUCUGUUGGUCACCUGCAGUUCCAAACCAGUUUUUUUUUUUUUUUUUUUUACAAAAACAAAUAGGAAUAUAGUCUAACAAGGUUUCAUACUCUUUCAAGCUGAAUGUCGAAUUUGCUCUGCAUUUUAAUCAAAGUAGAUUUAUAACUGGAUCCAGAGGUAUUUUCCAUGUCAGCUCAGUCUUAAAGUACAUUUUCUAGAAGUUUCAUCUUGAUUUAGCUGAAACAAAGAAAUUAAAUUAAAUAUAUGAACUUUAAGUAGCCUAAAUGGAGGCAAUUAAGCCAUAGUACAAGAUGUGGAGAUUGUUAAUGGGGCUGCAUGAACUACAUUUCUAAAGAUGGGUAGAUUUCCUAUAAAUCAAAAUGAAUCAAGGAGUGUAAAUGUUUCCAUAGUAUGAGUCCAGUGGAUUUUUAUUGUCAAUUUAAUGCUCCAGCUGUUUGUUCUCAACUCCAGUGGACACUGUAUGAGAGGAAAAUAAGAAAACUACUGACAGUUUCCCAUUUGUUUAUAAGUGUCCAUCUUUUUACUUGUUUUGAAUAUAAAAUGCACUCAAAGAGAGAACAAUAAAAGAAUUUGUAAUAAAAAAACUUUUGUAUUAAAAAAUAAUCUGUGAUGAAUACAUUUUAAUAUCAGUAUUUUGUUCCAAAUAUGAUUUCUUGUCAGCUCUAGUCAUGGAAAGAUAGUAUUUUCCUUUUAUUUCUUAAUUUGUGUUUAUUUGACAAAUACUAAUUCUGUAUCAGUGAUAUUCAAGUGUCCUCAGAGAAAAAACAUCUGUGUGUUUCUGAAAUAAGUUCAUAAUCAUGUUUAGUGAAAUAGUGUACUCAAACUCUUGUCUUAUUGUUGAGGGAUAUCAGUAUGAUUUUACAGCGUGAAUAAUCUUAUCUUGCAUAAGAAAUGCAAAGGUUAUGGGUGUGAUAGGUUGUAAAGAGUCGGAACAUUUGAUGAGCUUGUGCCACAGAUCCAAAUGUUCCAAUCUUUAAAAUCAAUUCUUUUGUGGUUACAAUGCCUUUGGUUACAUGUGGAAUGUUUUAUUAAUUUGUUGCAAUGCUAAAAAAGGCAAAUUAUUUUUGCCUAAAAGGGCUUGACUGUGACUUUAAUGUUUAAUGGUACCUAUUAAUUACUUUCCAUUGCAAUCUUAAUACACUGUGGUUUGAAACAACUCUGGAUUCUGACAAAAAUCAAUAAAGAAAUGUAA
Molecule: messenger RNA, 1932 nt
Organism: Pimephales promelas (fathead minnow)
Lineage: Eukaryota; Metazoa; Chordata; Actinopteri; Cypriniformes; Leuciscidae
Gene: lyset
Product: lysosomal enzyme trafficking factor
Source: RefSeq, a predicted model, not a curated record